UUCGUUUAUUUACCAUUUGAAUUCAUUGAAAAACAAUGUAUUCAUAUGAAAACACAUAUUUAUUUAAUAAAAAUAUUUAAUUUAAGUAUCAUUAAUGAACAAUAUGCAUAGUAAAUUAAAAUAAAUAUAACUGUUUGAUUACGAUUUGUGGUUAACUUUGGCGGGUAUUGGGUCUGGUUAAUGGUGUAGGAAUUUAGGGAACCGAUCAAUUGGGAAUAUUAUGGCUGAAAUGUAAUUUAUUAAUUUUUAAUUAAUAAGUUACUUAAGAAUAUUACAGAUUGAAGAUUUGCAAUAAAAAUGAUAAAAAUGGCGACCAAUACCACCUCCUUACAAAUCACAAGCACACUAACUACAACAAAUCGUCAUAACACGGUCGUAACAUCAAUUGGUAGCAAAACAAACAUCAUCGAUUUGGUGACAUCAAACGAAGAAACAGAUGCAGACGAAGCUGCGGUUCCUGAUUCAACAACACCAUUGGAGAAAGAGCGUGUAACGUUCAGUCAUGGUGAAGAUGUAUUGUUGAAGCAUAAAGAUGGUCGUUAUUAUUUGGGUACCAUUGUUGAAAUUGAUUAUAUACGUGAUCAAUGUCUGUUACGAUUUGGUGACAACACUGAAAGUUGGGCCUCGACACGUGAUCUAACAAAGCUUAGUUUACCCGAUGAGGAUCUGUUGUGUGUGAUAUGUAAAAAAUCUUCACCAAAAGAUCAAAAUGAUAUUGUAGUGUGUGAUAAAUGUGGACGCGGUUAUCAUUUAGUGUGUCAUCAACCGCCGAUUUCAUUGGAAUAUAAAAAUGAAAGUAAUUUAUGGCAUUGCAAGAAAUGUGUGGAAAAUAUACAAGCACAGGGUAAUAUGCGUAGAAUUAGAGAAACCACAACGGCACGUCGAAAUAAGGAUACAAUUCGUAAAAUAUGUUCUGGUCCGGAUGAAGUAAAUAAAGUAUUACCAAUUGAUCGUAGUAAAUUACCUUACGAUCCGGACCUGUUAAAUUGGGAUACCUAUCAUCGUGUGAACAUGGAACAAAUAUACUGUUAUUGUGGACGGAAUGGUGAAUGGUAUACACAAAUGUUGCAAUGUGGACGAUGUAGACAAUGGUUUCAUGAGAAAUGUGUCAAAUGUUUGCAGUAUCCAUUGUAUUGUGGUGAUAGGUUUUAUGUAUUUGUAUGUUCAAUUUGCAAUUAUGGUAAAGAAUUUUUACGACGAUUAGAAAUGAAAUGGGUUGAUAUGGUACAUUUAAUGUUAUUUAAUCUCACUGCCUUUAAUGCCAAGAAGUAUUACGACUUAGAUAAAGUUAUUAUUCCAUAUAUUAAUGAUAAUUGGCACGCUCUACAAUUACCACCAAAGAUUAAUAAUGUGUCAAAAUCAGAAAGACGUGAUUUUAUUUUAUCAGUCUUAACAAAUAAUCGAAAUCGAUUUAAAUGUGGACGUGAAAUAAAAAAACGUACAACAAUAUGGGGUUUAAGAGUACGUCUUCCCCCACCAGCACCAUGUGUAACACUGCCUUCAGUUGGUCCUAUUUCGGAGACUGAAUUAAAAGAACGAUGGCAUGGUAAUCGACGGUUACAGUUCCUACCUGUUGCAAAUAUUAAAAAUGAAUUGGAUUCGAAUUCAUUCUCUGGUACAAAAAGUAAUUGUUCAAUGGUUGUUCCUGUCGAUCCUGAAAUGGUUGGUCUAAUGAUGGGAAUGGCAUAUCAUGAUCAUGCAAUUAAAUCAGAAACAGAUUCACCAUGUCCAAGUCCUGAAAUCGUUGUUGAUACGCAGGACAACAAGAAUCGUACAUUCACAACAAAUUACAAACAUAAAUUAUUAAAAUUAAUUCCAACAACAACCACUACACAAACUAUCACAACUGCAUCAACAACAGCACUAAGUUACGAUGAAGAUGAUGACGAGAAACUAAAAUCGGAUAUUGAAUCACCAUGUCCCAGUCCAACGCCAACAACAUCCCCUCAUAUUGUACAAAAACAAAAUAGUAGCAAUAUUUUAUCAAAGUCUGAAACAGAAUCGUCUUUAUGUCCAAGUCCUGAGGAUGAUCUUGCAAAUAAGAGUAGCACACCAAUGCAUCAACAACAAACACAACAAAUACAAAAACCACAAUUAGUUGGUGCUGGUUUUGUGAAACGGAGUGUACCAUUUCCACAAAUUAAUAAUAAUUCAAUGAGGAGAAAAAGACUGCUUGCUGUAAAUGGUAUACGACGUCACAAAAACCACCAUAAAAAAUUACUUAGAAAAUUUACACGAAAUGAAAAUAAUGAACAUCUUCAUGUACGUAUGAAAAAAUUACGUAAAUUAAUAAAAAAUUCUGAACAUAAGCAACAAAAAGAACAGCAACAACUGCCACCAACACCACCGGUCUCAUCUGUAUCAGAGGAUCCACCAACUCCUCCACUUCAAUCAGCAAAUCAAACAAAUUUGUUGUCGGAAGCAUCGUCCGAUUGUUGUACACUUAGUGAUACGAAACAAACGAAUAAUACACCAUCAUGUGAUACCACAUCCGAUGGUGAUGAGACAUCAUCGAAAAGUACUUUAGAUUUAAUAAUCCCACCACCAAAAGACUUUGAAGGUAAAAAUAAUCCAUUCCAUAAUUUAUCCAAAGAAAACACAACACCAAGCACAACCCCUGUAAACAACGAGGACACAACAAUUGUCUCAAAACCAGUACAAACGGUUCCAAAAGUCUCAUUACCAUUAUCGUUAACACCAGUGAUCCCACCAUUAAUACGAACGCUUAAACGACAAUUGAGUGAGAAGGACAUAUGUAUUGGACCAAAUGGUGAAGUGAAACGACGCCGACAUCGACGGACCCGUUCAACGUUAUUACAAGUGGCAGCUAGUAAAAAUGCAACAAUUUUACCGCCUACCCGAUCUACGGAGACAACUCAUCAUCGUCAACUACGUUCCACUGUACAAACGAUACCAAAUUGUGUUGAUUACGCAUUAAAUGGUCGUCGAUUACGGCAACGUCAAGAGAAAGAGGUGAAAGUAUCAUCGACAUCAACGAAUAGUAGUCCAAAUAAUUCAAUAACACCAAACGGUGUGAAUACAAGUCCCACAAAAAGUGAAUCGAAUAUUAGUAUGGAUGAUUUAAAGAGUUCGGUGAAUAUCUAUUUUGGAGCAGCGAAUCGUAUUGCAUCAGGGGAGAAAUUUAGUAUACGAGCAAGUCGUUUGGGGCCUGAAGGUAAAAUACAAUAUUUGGUUGAAUGGGAUGGACAUGAUCCUUUGGUAGUAACAUGAUAUUCUAUUUAUUGUUUAUGAGCGAACGAUGCGAGGCAUUAUUCACGCACGAUUGUUUCUCUUCUUUUUUAAUGUAUUUUUUAAUUAUCAAUUUCCUUAAAACAAAAAUGUUUAAUUCCAUACGGAUUCAAAG
This is a messenger RNA of Chrysoperla carnea, 3364 nucleotides long. It is a transcript of the gene Pcl, whose product is annotated as polycomb protein Pcl. Gene Ontology annotation, cellular component: nucleus. The record is from RefSeq and is a predicted model, not a curated record. The coding region runs from base 298 to 3231 and encodes 977 amino acids. Gene Ontology annotation, molecular function: DNA binding; chromatin binding. The transcript has 9 exons. Gene Ontology annotation, biological process: regulation of DNA-templated transcription; chromatin organization. Lineage: Eukaryota; Metazoa; Arthropoda; Insecta; Neuroptera; Chrysopidae.